AUGGCUCAAGCAUUGGAUCUGAUCUGGGUGGUGAUCUCUUUUCUUCUUCUGAUUAACCUGUCAAGUCAACAAGAAACCGGGUUUAUCUUCAACGGUUUUCGCCAGGGAGAUCUUCAUCUUGAUGGGGUUGCUCAAAUCCUUCCCGGUGGACUCUUGCAGCUGACCAACACUUCAGGGCAGAAGAUGGGUCAUGCCUUCUUCAGGCAGCCCUUUGAGUUCAAUUCAUCUGAAUCUCUCUCCUUCUCAACGCAUUUUGUGUGUGCAAUGGUGCGUCAACCGGGAGUAACUGGCGGAAAUGGGAUUGCUUUCUUCCUAUCUCCUUCCAUGGAUCUCUCAAACGCAGACGCAACUCAGUACUUGGGUCUUUUCAACACCACAACCAACAGAUCUCCUUCAUCUAAUAUCUUUGCUGUUGAGCUCGAUACUGUUGAGAGUGCAGAGUUCGAUGACAUCGAUAACAAUCAUGUUGGUAUCAACGUGAACAGCCUGACCUCUGUCGAUUCUGCCCCAGCUUCUUACUUUUCAGAGAAAGAAGGUCUGAACAAAAGCAUCAGUUUCUUGAGUGGAGAUUCCAUCCAGGUAUGGGUUGACUAUGAUGGAACUGUACUAAACGUUAGACUCGCCCCUCUUGGAAUCCAGAAGCCAAGCAGGAAUCUUUUGUCAAGAUCCAUCAAUCUUUCUCAAGUUCUCCAGGACAGGAUGUUUGUCGGGUUGUCUGCAGCGACAGGGCAACUAGCAAAUAACCAUUACAUACUCGGUUGGAGUUUCAACAGAAGCAAGGCCUCAUUACAGAGCCUGGACAUCUCCAAACUCCCCCGAGUCCCUCGUCCUAAACCUAGUUAUAAACCGCCUCUCAUGCUGAUUCUUCUGUUGACUGUACUUGGAAUCAUACUGCUGGUGAUUCUAGGAGGGGCUUAUCUGUACAAGAGAAACAAGUACGCAGAGGUAAGAGAGGAAUGGGAGAAAGAGUAUGGUCCACACCGUUACUCGUACAAAUCCAUUUACAAAGCAACAAACGGAUUCCACAGAGAUGGGUUUCUUGGUAAAGGAGGAUUCGGAGAAGUCUACAAAGGAACUCUGCCUCGUGACCAAGACAUAGCCGUGAAAAGAUUCUCACACGACGGAGAACGAGGGAUGAAGCAGUUCGUGGCUGAGAUCGCAAGCAUGGGUCGUUUGGAUCACAGAAACUUGGUUCCGCUUCUCGGUUACUGCAGGAGAAAAGGCGAGUUUCUUCUCGUCUCAAAGUACAUGCCUAACGGGAGUCUUGACCAGUUCUUGUUUCACAACAGAGAACCAUCUCUUCCUUGGCUGAAAAGGCUUGCGAUUCUGAAAGGAAUAGCUUCAGCACUUCACUACUUGCACACAGGAGCCACGCAAGUUGUUCUACACAGAGAUAUCAAAGCGUCUAAUGUGAUGUUGGAUACAGAGUUCCACGGAAAGCUUGGAGAUUUUGGUAUGGCGAGGUUCCACGACCAUGGAGCCAGUCCAACCACAACAGGAGCUGUGGGAACUGUAGGAUACAUGGCUCCUGAGCUAACUUCAAUGGGAGCUUCGACUAAGACCGACGUGUACUCGUUUGGAGCAUUCAUGCUCGAAGUAGCUUGUGGGAGGAGACCUGUAGAGCCUAACAUGAGGGCCGAGAAACAGUUUCUGGUGAAAUGGGUUUGUGAUUGCUGGAGAAAGAAAGCUACACUCGAUGCUCGAGAUCCCAAAUUGCGUGGAGAAUCUUCUUCGUCUCGGUCUGUAGAAUUGGUGAUGAAGCUAGGGUUACUGUGCACGAAUCUCGUGCCGGAAUCGAGGCCUGACAUGGAACAAGUUGUGCAGUACCUUGACGGGCUGAUUCCGUUGCCGGAUUUCUCUCCAGAUUCUCCCGGAAUUGGGAUUCUUAGUCCGGUGAUGGUCGUAGCUAGCUCCUCCGUGAUCUCUAACACUUCCGCUCCGGCAACUGAAUCUAUGUUUAUGACUCACUCGAUCCAAUACGGAGUUGGACGAUAA
Thlaspi arvense is the source of this 1995-nucleotide messenger RNA. Lineage: Eukaryota; Viridiplantae; Streptophyta; Magnoliopsida; Brassicales; Brassicaceae. The record is from the annotation of a GenBank genome assembly.